AUGACAACAGCAUCAGUAGCAACAACAACAACAACAACAACAACAACAACAACAACAACAACAACAACAACAACAACAAUUACAUCAAAUAAUAAUACUAAUCAAGAUGAAAAAAAUCAACCGGAAAUAGGACGGAAUACUGUAGUUGAAGCAACAUAUUCAUGGCAUCCAAAAAGUGUCCUAUUAGCACAAAAUGUUUGCAUGUUAGAUGGUGAUCGAGCAAUUAUGAUACGAAAUAAGGAUUUGAGUAAAGCAAUAAUGGUAUCAAUUCGUGUUUUGGAUGAGGAAACGUUUGCAUUACGAUUGCCACAUGCUGAAUCGUUAAUUUGGAAACAAUCGGAGAAUUUGAAUGAUGUUAUUUUACCCAUAUAUUCAGGUCGAAAUUUGUCAACCUUAAUGCAUGACCGGAAUCUUCCAAUACAUUUGGCAAAUAUAAAUCGUACUCCGGAACGUGUUGUAUUUGGUGUAGUAACAAUGGUACCAAAUGUAACUGAUAUAAUGGAAGCAUUACGUUAUUGGGCUGAAACCGGUGAUGAGAAGCAAUUUCAUCUGAUACUUUAUUAUUAUCCGGAAAUGAAAAAUGCUGCAAUUGAUGGACAAACACUUUUGAUGUUAGCCGUUGACUUAGGCCUUUGGUCAGCAGUAGUUGUACUGUUAUGUAUUGGUGCCGAAAAAACAUUACUGAUCCAGAAGGAUAAUGAUGGUAAUACACCUCUUCAUAUAUUAUCUGCAAUGGAAGAUAUACCAGUUCGUGAUGCAAUGCUUCAUCGUCUAUUAUCAAAUGUUAAAAUUGAUCAACUGAUAAUAAAUAAUGAUGGAUUAACUCCACUACAACUUGCAAUUAUCACUAAUCAGCAUAAAAUUGUAGAAUCGAUGAUUCAUAUGAAACCAAUACUUCUUGUAUCGGAUGGUUGUUACUCAUUAUUACCAUUACAUCUUGCCGCAGCAUAUGGUCAUAUUAAUGUAUUAGAAAUUAUUCUUAAACAUUCUUCGGAUAUAAACAAAACAACCAAAGCUAAUCGUACAGCAUUACAUUUUGCAGUAGAACGUUGGGAUGGUAAUGCUGAUAAGGAUAUGCAACGUCUUUCUUGUAUUCAAUUACUCGUAUCCUCGGGUGUACCAUUAAAUACACGAGAUUGUGAUGGUAUGACUGCAUUACAUUUAGCAGCUCAAGCAACCCAGGGACAAGCUACAAUAAGCAAUAAUAAAAUACAAAUUGUAUUACAGAUGAAGAAAUCAAAUAUGCGUUUGGAAGAACUUGCAUCAGCAUUUCGUCCGCAGUGGCCUGUUGCGGUAAUGUGUUUUCUAAUUGCGCAAGGAGCUGAUCCGCAAAUUCGUGAUCGCACCGGAUGUGUUCCAUUUGAAUUAGUUACCGAACCAACCCUGAAGUCCUUAUUUGAACAGUAUGUUACCUGUAGGCCAAGGAAAUAUGAAAAUAGUCAGAUUUUAUCAAUUACUGCUUUCUGCAUGCAAAAAUAG
This is a messenger RNA of Loa loa (African eye worm), 1479 nucleotides long. RefSeq lists its product as hypothetical. Gene Ontology annotation, molecular function: ubiquitin-protein transferase activity; protein binding. Gene Ontology annotation, biological process: protein ubiquitination. NCBI's taxonomy places the organism in Eukaryota, Metazoa, Nematoda, Chromadorea, Rhabditida, Onchocercidae. The record is from RefSeq and is a predicted model, not a curated record. The transcript has 10 exons. Gene Ontology annotation, cellular component: cytoplasm. Bases 1 to 1479 code for a protein of 492 amino acids.